Molecule: messenger RNA, 2274 nt
Organism: Phycodurus eques (leafy seadragon)
Lineage: Eukaryota; Metazoa; Chordata; Actinopteri; Syngnathiformes; Syngnathidae
Gene: sash3
Product: SAM and SH3 domain containing 3
Exons: 7
Coding region: 1026-1955 (309 amino acids)
Molecular function (GO): protein binding
Source: RefSeq, a predicted model, not a curated record
CAAUCAGAAGUCCACUAGGGGGCGCCAAGAUUUUGUUUUGCUUUUUGGAUUUUUACAUUUUCCAGAGAGAUUUAGUGAUGCAGCUCUUGUAUGGCAUCCCAUUAAGAAAGGCCUGUGUGUGUGUUAUGAGGAAUCCCACUUGUGUUCUAGGCAGGACAAGCUCUGCUGCAAUAUGAUUGGUUGCUCUAUCCUGGCACAACAUGCCCAAGUGCUUCCAGACAGGAAUUGAUAUGAAUCCCACUAACCGUAACCCACCCAAAUCAGCCUAGUACUAACCCAUCCUAAUCCUAACUGUAACCCCAUCUGAACCCCACCAAACCUCUUGUGUUUUUCUUUUGCACAAAUGUGACCCAUAUUCGGCUGGCCAUCUCGUUCCAUCUGUGCAGCCUUGCCCUUCCUGCCACGCGGGACCCAAUCAGGUUGCAGUGAGGCGUGUCUGGCCUGGAACGCGACCCAAUCAGGUUGCAGUGAGGCGUGUCUGGCCUGGAACGUCAGUGGGAAGUCUUGGAAGGCUAGGACAGCCGAAGCUAGCCAGGCUAACUGCUAUUCUCAUCCACAACCAUUUAAAAAAAAAAAAGUGCUUUUGAGCAUAACGUGCGGGCAGGACGUCCUUUGCGCGACGGGAGGCAGUCAAGCAGAGAGCCGCGACACGAUGUCUGACAAACAGUCCACAGACGUUUCACUUCGUUUUUCUUGAUAAGCGCACACAGCACCGUGUCGGAGUACCUUUGCCUUUGUCGGUGUCAAUAAAGCAUCGGAGCCGCCGAGAACUAGAGUGGACGCACUGCGUUGAGUUAAGUACAGAAAUGAAUAGACGAAAGGCAUAUCUUGCAGAUGAAUACUGGUCCAAAUCAAGGUUUAGUUCCAUUUCCCCCCCCCUGAUUCAUCAGAGCAACACUGGGCAAACUCCUUUGAAAAUGAGGUUCAGCCAUUGAUAGAAGACUCAGAAAGUUGAAGGUGACACGGACGGAGGGGAAAUUGGCAGCAAACUGGGCAAGAAGUGGCGCAACGCCAUCUCCCGCACCAUGACCCGCAAGACCUCCAAGAUGGUGCAGAAGUUUCUGGCUGAGGAGGGGGCUCUUCAGGGGGAGAGCAGUGAGCAAAUGUCCCCCAUGUCGCCCAAUUGGGGGAGCCAGAGGACGUCCACGUGCUCUACGGGCUCAGAGGACACCGUGUCCAGUCCUGUCACCUGCCCAUUUUCCGGCAACAGCGACAGACAGAGCCCGGACAGCGGUUACUGCCAGAGGGACAGCGUGAGACUGGACGAGAACGUGGUCUCAUUCAACGGACCUUUCUGCGGCCGAGCCGUGGCGCACACCGACUUCACUCCCAGUCCUUAUGAGGUGGACUCCCUGAAACUUCAGAAAGGUGACAUCAUCCACAUCAUUGAGAAGCCUCCCGUGGGCACCUGGACAGGCAAACUCAACCACAAGGUGGGCUCCUUUAAGUUCAUCUACGUCAACCUCCUGCCGGACGAGAGCCCCCCGGUCAGGCGCAGACGUUGUGACAGCAAGACUAACCGAAACAAGUCCAAACCGUCGACCCUGGAGGAGGUCCUGGACUGCAUUGGUCUGACGGAGUUGACUUCCUUGCUGUCCAUGCAUGGAUUCCAGACCCUGGAAGACUUCACGGACCUAAGGGAGUCUCACCUCAAUGAGCUGAACAUCACCGACCCGGAUCAACGCGCCGAGAUCCUGAGUGCCGUCGACCUGCUCAGAGACUCUGAGGAUGAAUCCAGUCCGCAGCAGGAAGGAGAGGAGGUGGAGGACAGAUCCGAGGAGGACGCCAAGGAGCCGAGGGACUCGGGCUGUUUCGAGAGCGCUGAGCACCUGGAUGUGAGGCCUGAGGAGGCUAAACCAGACAAGGAGUUUCACGAUGAGGAGACGGAACAGGAGGAAAAGAUGGCUGAUGUCCAACAACACCUGCAACAGCUGAAUGUGCAAGACGCAUGUUGAAGAGUCCACAAUGGUUCAUGUAAAUGUUUUUCAUGGUGGUUAUGGGGGAGUUUUUGGACAGAAGCGGUGAGAACUCUCCAUCCAAAUCUGUUGUACUUUGGUAAACAAACUGCUUCGUGUGGGUUCCAAGAAAGUGACCUUUUCAAAUUGUCAUUAUCUUCUUGUUUUGUGAUUGCAUUUCACCCUUCAGUAGGGAGUAGUCUUUUUACUCGUACUAUGAGCUGUAUUACACUCUUCCACGUGCUGUAAAAUGAUUCUUUUGUAGUGUCUCCCAUUUGUGCAUCUUAAUGACAAUUCAUAAUGAACACUGAAAACAUUA